CCUCAUUCACUUCCCGCGCCAGUGCCCCUGUGGACGAAUACCUCCAUUCGUGGUUCCCCCGCGUUUCCCUCCUCCCACCGCAAACUCCGCGACCUCCAGCCGCCCGCCCCCGCGGGCCCGGUCCUGCCUGCUGACUCCCUCCGCAGCCUCCGCAGCCUCCCCGCUCUCCUCGGGGCUCCGGCCACUGCACCCGCCUGUCCGCCCUCGGGCUCCCCGGUUUCCUCCCUUCCUUCCCCCUUGGAGCCCCCUCCCCGUGGGCAGCCGGCAUGCAGGUGUCCAUCGCGUGUACCGAGCAGAACCUCCGCAGCCGGAACAGCGAGGACCGUCUGUGUGGAGCCCGGCCCGGCCCCGGGGGCGGUAACGGCGGGCCUGUCGGCGGGGUGCACGGAAACCCUCCCGGAGGAGGAGGGUCGGGCCCCAAAGCCCGCACCGCAGUGGUCCCCCGACCCCCAGCGCCCCCUGGGGCCCUCCGAGAGAGCACCGGCCGAGGCACCGGCAUGAAAUACAGAAACCUAGGGAAGUCUGGUCUUCGUGUGUCCUGUCUUGGCCUAGGUACCUGGGUCACAUUUGGUUCUCAGAUCUCGGAUGAGACAGCAGAGGACGUGCUGACAGCAGCCUAUGAACAUGGUAUAAACCUGUUUGACACCGAGGUGUACGCAGCUGGAAAGGCUGAAAGGACCCUAGGCAACAUCCUCAGGAGCAAAGGUUGGAGGAGAUCAAGCUAUGUCAUCACCACCAAGAUUUUUGGGGGAGGACAGGCAGAAACUGAGCGAGGCUUGAGCCGCAAACACAUCAUCGAGGGCUUGCGAGAAUCUCUGGAACGUCUCCAGCUGGGAUAUGUGGACAUCGUCUUUGCUAAUCGCUCAGAUCCCAACAGUCCCAUGGAGGAGAUUGUUCGAGCCAUGACCUAUGUCAUCAACCAGGGCCUGGCUCUAUACUGGGGGACAUCCCGAUGGGGGGCUGCAGAAAUCAUGGAGGCCUACUCUGUGGCCAGGCAGUUCAAUCUGAUUCCUCCAGUGUGUGAACAAGCAGAGCACCAUCUGUUUCAAAGAGAAAAGGUGGAGAUGCAGCUGCCAGAGCUCUACCACAAGAUUGGCGUUGGCUCCGUCACCUGGUCCCCUCUGGCCUGUGGCCUCAUCACCAGCAAGUAUGAUGGGCGAAUCCCAGAUCCCUGCAGGGCCACCAUCAAGGGUUACCAGUGGCUCAAGGACAAAGUGCAGAGUGAGGAUGGCAAGAAGCAACAAGCCAAAGUCAUGGACCUUCUACCCAUAGCUCACCAGCUGGGCUGCACUGUGGCGCAGCUGGCUAUUGGUGAGACACUGCCUGCCCUGGACCCUGUAGAGGCUUUGUCUCCUUCCGAGAAACUCUCAAACCCAAGAGUGGUUUGUCCUGAGGGAGAAUCCUCUUCCUCCGAGACACUUCUGAAGUUCGUAUGUUCAUUCCUAUCCAUCAGUUCUCUUGCUUUCCUCCUCUGGCUUCAGCGUGGUGUCUCCGCAGUGAGGGUGUCAGCUCGGUCUUGCUGGGGGUGUCGAGUGCAGAGCAGCUGAUAGAACAUCUGGGUGCCCUACAGGUGCUGAGCCAGCUGACCUCGCAGACGGUUAUGGAGAUAGACGGGCUCCUGGGGAACAAACCACAUUCCAAGAAAUAGUCUGUCGGGGCGCAGAGACCCAAAUCUGGAGCCGCUGCACCCCUGCCCACCCAGAACUGUUUCCCGGAAGCCAAACCCCUCCAGCUCCAGAUCCCUCCACGCAGCUGCCAGAGCCAAGUGGUCCCGCCCACUAACGAGUUCCGGCUUCGAUAGUCUACACGCAUGAACAGAGCCAUAUCCUUCCGCAGUGGGGCUUGAGAGGAAAAGUAGUCCGCUGCUCCCUUCUGCGUUCUUCCAGGCCUUUCUGCUAAUGCCAGGCAUGAGCUAGCUACUGGGCAAUCCCCUCUGCCAUUUGGUCUCCCCUCUUUCUCUCUUACCCCAAUAGCCGAGGGGGUAAAAAAAAGCUAAACGGUAGGCACAAGAAACGCAGAGUACCUCAAAAGUGGCCCUUGAAAUGUCAUCAAGGGGUACUCACCUAACAAGUGAGUUGUGACGUCAUCUGGGACGAAGGAAAAUGGAGUUCUUAUGAUAUGCCGUUAUGCUGCACAAAGGAAGCCAGGCUGGUCCUGGCGGGAACUACAUGAUAAUCUUUAGGAACAAAGGACCCUGACUCCCAGCCAGGAGGUGAAGAAGGGCUUAAAACUGGAAUUAGUGUUAAUACGUUGUUUCUGACAAAGGUCGAGAGAAAAUAGAUGGCAGAUGUAUAGCUGGGCCAGGGCAGUCCUUGGAAAGCGGUCGGGCUGUGCGUCACAGGAAAUAGUGACAGCCUUUCGGUCAAACCAGGGAUACGGGGCUAACAUAAAAGGGUCUGGGGAUAGACUUUUGAGCCAGGACUUCUACCUGGCUUUGGAGGACUGCAGGCUUAGUUCUGGCAAUAAUCUUAAAGCAAUAAUAAUGGCCUCUCUUCUGUAAGACUUUCCAGGGAAUUGUAAAUAAAAUCUUAAUCCU
Molecule: messenger RNA, 2536 nt
Organism: Myotis myotis
Lineage: Eukaryota; Metazoa; Chordata; Mammalia; Chiroptera; Vespertilionidae
Gene: KCNAB3
Product: potassium voltage-gated channel subfamily A regulatory beta subunit 3
Exons: 13
Coding region: 267-1547 (426 amino acids)
Biological process (GO): potassium ion transport; regulation of potassium ion transmembrane transport
Cellular component (GO): voltage-gated potassium channel complex; cytoplasm; membrane
Molecular function (GO): transmembrane transporter binding; potassium channel regulator activity; voltage-gated potassium channel activity
Source: RefSeq, a predicted model, not a curated record